GCCGCCAGGGGGCAAUGUGCCCGCCCAUCGUCCUCUGACCCCCGCUGCGUUGGCCAAUGGGAAAAGACAGUUGUGAAGUGGGGGCUGCCUGCCCACUUGAGAACCGGCUGCUGAGGCUGGCCCAUCUCCUCCUCCAUCCUGGCUGCAGUCUCCUACUGCAGGGCUCAGGAUGCUGUUGCUGCAAGCUGUUCUGCUGCUCUUAGCCCUGCCCAGUCAUGGGCAGGACAGCACGACCGAAAGUCCAGGAGUCCUGAUUCCUGCACCCAAAGGGGCCUGUGCAGGUUGGAUAGCAGGCAUCCCAGGGCAUCCUGGCCACAAUGGGACCCCAGGCCGUGAUGGCAGAGAUGGAACCCCCGGUGAGAAGGGUGAAAAAGGAGAUGCAGGUCUUGUUGGUCCUAAGGGUGACACGGGUGAAACCGGAGUGACUGGAGCUGAAGGUCCCCGAGGCUUUCCAGGAAGCCCGGGCAGGAAAGGAGAGCCCGGAGAAGGUGCCUAUGUCUACCGCUCAGCAUUCAGCGUGGGCCUGGAGGGCCGGGUCACCAUCCCCAACGUGCCCAUUCGCUUUACUAAAAUCUUCUACAAUCAGCAGAACCACUAUGACAGCACCACGGGCAAAUUCCGCUGCAAUAUCCCUGGGCUGUACUACUUCUCCUACCACAUCACCGUCUAUAUGAAGGACGUGAAGGUCAGCCUCUUCAAGAAGGACAAGGCUAUGCUCUUCACCUAUGACCAGUACCAGGACAAGAACGUGGACCAGGCCUCCGGCUCGGUCCUCCUCCACUUGCAGGUGGAUGACCAAGUCUGGCUCCAGGUGUAUGGCGAUGGCGACCACAAUGGGCUCUACGCGGACAAUGUCAACGAUUCCAUCUUCACUGGCUUCCUUCUCUACCAUGAUACCGAAUGAUCACCACUGCCGCCAUGAGCCCAAAAGUCAAUCAAAGAGUCAGCAGGCUUUCAGCAUAGUGAGGAGGCUGAGUUGAUUGUCUAGUUGGAGGGCUCUGAACAUUGUUCACCCAUUUACUCAUUCAUUUACUCAACUCACCCAUGCAGCAACCUUUAAACAAAACAAUAGAUACACUAUGUACCCAGUUCUAAACCUGGCAUGCUCCCUGGUCUCAAAGAUCUCUCAUGCAGCAGUAAUAAAAGACUAAGAGGGACAUUUACUGAGGUGCUUCACACACACGACCAAGUUGCCUUCACAAGCAAGUACUCAGCAGUGACAAAGCUGUGUCCCACUGCCUCUCCUGAUGUUCAUGCUAAUCCUGUAAGGUGCACCUUUUUCACAGCUGGGUCCUGAGGCUGAGAGAGUUAACAGAUUGUCUAAGGUCGAUGGGUUUUAAGUGGCAGAGCUGGAAAUCAAGCUCAGAGACAUGGACUGAGUCCUUUUGUAGACGCUCAUGGACUCUGUGGAGUGUUGACAGGUGUCUGUUACCUCUGGACUUGUCAUCAGAUACUACACUUGAUCUUAGCCAAAAGGCCGAGAAGCAAUGGACUUGUCAUCAGGAGUUAAGACUUCCCCUACCUAGCAGAGCUCCCUCAGAGAUGGUGGUUCAAGGCUACUCAGUGGUCCCCCCACUGCUGCGUAUUUCCUCUUUUCCAUGUCUCUCCUCACACCCUUCCUCCUGGCUAGCAUCUCCAUCAUGCUGAACUCCUCCCCGACUUCUUGAGGCCACCUGGCCAGGAGCUUCUCUGAUAUGACACCUCUUUCCCAUAAGCCUUUCUUGCAUGCUGUGCCUCCUGAGCCCUUUUAUGCUUUACCCUGAGUGAGAGCCCUAGGUGUGGGAGAUACCCCCUUCUGGUCUAGGAACAACUGCCUGGUCAGUACAGCACUUCCUCCACCUCCGAAUCCCUUGAAGGCCCUUGAUGAAUGCCAUGUGAAGAGCAAUUUCUCGAAUUCCAUAUCUACCCAGAAUUAGCUCCAUCUCACUCUCUCCAUCUAACCACUCCUCAUCCACAAAAAGCGCGUUCAUUUGAGGAGCUCCCUGGCUUGCUGUUCAGCGGGACAGCUUGAAUCAUUCCCAGUGAGUUUAGAGAUGAGCAUGCUUUCCACUUAAAGAAUUUUUCCUCAAAGAGGUAGCUUGAACCUGAAAUACAAAGCUCAGGGAAGAAUUUGGAAGCCAGUCUUGUCCUGGAGUCCCAAAACGAUUGCAGAAGACUGGACCUCCUGAAUUUAUUCUUAGUCUUCAAGAAUUGCAGGUGGCUUUUUUGGUACUUAGUAUCUACCCUCUCUGUCUUCCCUCCCCUUCUCCUUGUGGGCAAUAGGGAUUUUUAUUCUAGUGUCUAUUUCUGUGAUCAACUGUUUUAGCUUCCACAAAUGAGCGGGAACAUGGAGUAUCUGUCUUUCCUGUACCUGGCUUAUUUCACUUAACAUAAUGUCAUUCAGUUCUCUCCACAUUGCUAUAAGUGAGCGAAGUGGUUCUACUGUUAUACAGCAUGGUAAGUAAUGACAGUCUAUAGCUAUUACACAUUUCACAAUAACUGGAGGAGAAAAGUUGGAAGGUUCCCAACACACAGAAGCAAUAAAGUCAGGAGAUGGAAAUGCUAAGGACUCUGACUUGAUCAAUACACGGAGACAUAUAUCAAAUUCAAAUCCUCUAUCCCAUAAGUAAGUGCAAAUAUUAUAUGUCAGUUAAAAAGAAAAAUUUUAAAAAUUAAUGACAGGUGGUUGAUGACAGCAAACAUUUCUCCCAGGAGACGAUCAGUUGAGUGAUGUUCUUCAAAGAUUUUAGCAGGGGCCGGUGCUGUGGUGUAGGGAAUAAAGCUACUGCCUGUGUUGCCUGCAUCCCAUAUGGGCACCAGUUCAAGUCCCAACUGCUCCAUUUCUGAUCCAGCUCCCUGCUAAUGCAUCUGGGAAAACAGCAGAAGAUGGUCAAAGUGCUGGGGGCCCUGCAUCCACAUGGAGACCCAGAUGAAGCUCCUGGCUUUGGAUUGGUCCAGCUCCAGCCAUUGCGGCCAUUUCGGGAGUGAAUCAGCAGGUGGAGAUUUCUCUUUCUCUCUGGCUCUCCUCUCUCUAUCUGUAAUCCUGUCUUUCAAAUAAAAUGAAAUGCAUCAUUAAAAAACAUUUUAGCAAAACCAGAGUGAAUAAUAUCCUAUAUAGAUAUAGAAAUAUUUUGCUUAUGGUUGUAUUUUCUGAAUGCUUCCAUUUUUAUGUGUACCACUAUUCAUUGACUGUUAUUUCUACAUUAAAGCACUUGCAUAUCCUUAUUAUGUACAAGUAAGAAUACUGUGCAACAUUAAAUGUAACAGCAUUUGCUUCA
This is a messenger RNA of Oryctolagus cuniculus (rabbit), 3257 nucleotides long. It is a transcript of the gene ADIPOQ, whose product is annotated as adiponectin, C1Q and collagen domain containing. Lineage: Eukaryota; Metazoa; Chordata; Mammalia; Lagomorpha; Leporidae. Gene Ontology annotation, molecular function: protein binding. The record is from RefSeq and is a predicted model, not a curated record.